Messenger RNA from Rhinopithecus roxellana (golden snub-nosed monkey), 4115 nucleotides. It is a transcript of the gene TLCD5, whose product is annotated as TLC domain containing 5. The transcript has 3 exons. The record is from RefSeq and is a predicted model, not a curated record. Gene Ontology annotation, cellular component: membrane. Lineage: Eukaryota; Metazoa; Chordata; Mammalia; Primates; Cercopithecidae. The coding region runs from base 242 to 979 and encodes 245 amino acids.
CUCUUGACUCCCCCGCCAGAGAAGGAGAACCCUCCCGCGCGCUUUCGGAACGUCGGUGGCCCGGCUUCGGCUCUGCGCUCCAUCCUCCCAGCCAGCAGGUGCCCCCAGACCCCCGGCUCCUCCUCCGCCUCCGUCACAGCCUCGUCCUCCCCCUCUGGUUCCUCCGCUUCCUGUUCCCUCGAUCCGGGCCCGGAGCUGCGGGCGCCCGGGCGCCCGAGGCUUCCCGGUACGCUCCGCCAGGAUGGCAUUAGCUCUGUGUCUGCAGGUGCUGUGCAGCCUGUGUGGCUGGCUCUCGCUCUAUAUUUCUUUCUGCCACCUGAAUAAGCACCGAAGCUAUGAGUGGAGCUGCCGGCUGGUCACCUUCACCCAUGGAGUCCUCUCUAUAGGCCUCUCCGCUUAUAUUGGCUUCAUUGAUGGCCCAUGGCCUUUUACCCACCCAGGCUCACCCAAUACACCUCUCCAAGUUCAUGUCCUGUGUCUCACCUUGGGCUACUUCAUCUUCGACUUGGGCUGGUGCAUCUACUUCCAGUCUGAGGGUACCUUGAUGCUGGCUCAUCACACAUUAAGUAUCUUGGGCAUUAUCAUGGCCCUUGUGCUUGGGGAAUCUGGCACAGAGGUCAAUGCAGUCCUCUUUGGAAGUGAGCUUACCAAUCCCUUGCUGCAGAUGCGCUGGUUUCUCCGGGAAACAGGACACUAUCACAGUUUCACUGGAGAUGUAGUGGACUUCCUCUUUGUGGCUCUGUUCACAGGAGUGAGGAUUGGUGUAGGAGCUCGCCUCCUUUUCUGUGAAAUGGUCUCCCCCACACCUAAGUGGUUUGUGAAGGCUGGGGGAGUAGCGAUGUACGCUGUGUCUUGGUGUUUCAUGUUUAGCAUCUGGCGCUUUGCAUGGAGGAAGAGCAUCAAGAAGUACCAUGCUUGGAGAAGCAGGCGGAGUGAGGAACGGCAGCUGAAGCACAACAGACAUCUCAAAAUACACUAGCCAAGGCUUGCUCCAGAUUAGGGAUUGGGUUAAGUCAGCCAUGGGAACCAGGUUGGAAAUAUGACUGUUAUGGAAUUAUGCUUAUAACAAACUUAGGUUUCAAAAAAGGGCUAAAUUUAUUGAUCAAUUUGGUCAGUCUUCAAGCCGAGCAUAUAUCAGUAUUAAAACCCCAACUUCUACAGUGGCACAGUUGUAGAAAGUGAGAAUACUCCAUGGUAGUUGGGAAUAAGUCAGAACUGUGAAGUGAGUACAACUGGCAUUUGUUUUCAUUUGUGGUGACCCUGGGUCCUCCUGUCCCUGGGAGGUUUGAUGUUCAGGCAGUUUAGAAAGGAACUGAAAAAAGAUUAGUGCUAUUUCUUGUUUCUUUGAGAACUAACUCAAUAAACACUUAUUUCUGCUUUUCAUGUAUCUAUUUAUCUAAGUUUACCCCAUUUACUGUAAAGUGAGGGGCUUUCAGAAAGAGACAUGCCUUUGGGAUUCUGAACAUUAGAUCGGGGAAUUGGGCCGCUUAAACAGAGGGGCGUAGGAGGGCGAGAGUGAAACUGUGGCAGCAAAGAGGAGCGUUACUUACUGAACCACCUAUACCAACUGUGCCAGAGGUGCCCAAGACCACUGCCAGUUUCCAUAAUUCUCUAGGAGGACUCAGUGGACUCAGCAUAUAGUCUUACUCAUAGUUUUGAUUUAUUAUAGUGAAAAGAUUCAAAGAAAAAUCGGUAAAAGGAAAAGGCACCUGAGACAAAGUCUAGGGUAAAGCAAGCAUAAGUUUCCAGAGUUUCUCCCAAUGGAAUCACACAGGAUAUGCUUAGUUCCCCUAGCAGUGAUUUGUGAAAACGUGUGAAUGGGCUAUCUACUGGACAAGGUCAUUACAGACUCAGUGGCCAGGGUUUUUACUGAGGACAGGUCACCUAGGCAGUCUUUCCCUGGCAGAUAGCAAAAUUCAAGACUUUCAAAAGGAAAGCAGGUGUUCAGCAUAAGCCAUAUUGUUUGCAGAAACAGUUCAGACACAGUAAGCCAGUCUUAUCAGUUAAUGGUGGGAGCCCUUCCAAAAUCUGAGUUCCCAAAUGCCGGCCAGUGGCCAACCCUGUAAUCAGCCUCUCCAAGGAUAGCAGUUUAGGCCUGCUAUGUUAACUCAUUUCUGCACAAAACCUGUAGAGUUAGGGCUUUGGAUUUGAGAUGAAUGAAGUGUGGGUAGAUUUACUGAGUCCUGUUAUAUGAGUUCUGCCCUACCAGGAAAACUAUGCCAGUUCUCAGGGCUUUUGUGCAUUAAUCUCCUAGGCAUUUGAGGCUAUGACUAAAUUCCAUAGGGAUUUAUCAUGUGGAUUCCACUGUGCUUGAGAUGGCAGUUUAGAUUUCAGCUCUGCUGUACAUAUUGCAAACUAGAACCAAAGACUUUAAAGUGUGUACUGGCCUCAGGGGGAUGAGGUCAAUUUUUUUUUUUUUUUUCAUUUUAGAUACAUUCCCUUUUAGUACUCCUGCUUUUCUUAUUUUUAUAAAAUGGUACCACUCUAUUAAGAAACUAAUACAACAAGGCCAGUCUUAAAAGGAAAAAAAAAAAUAAUUCUUAGUGUGACAGUCUCCAAGAGAAGCAAGAAUAUAAGCUUAGAACAAGGGGUUAAGAAUCAAGAAUUCCUGGGUUCUUUUAACUAAUUUUGCUACUCACUUGCCAGAUCAUUUGGAUAGGUUACUUGUUUCUUCUUUGCCUGAGUUUAAACCUAUUGUGAAUGAAUGAAAUACCCUGUAGUAUAUUUCAUAGAGACAUUAUGUGGCAUUUUAUUAAUGGAGGUCUUUCUUGUAGGGCUUUUAUGAAAACAUGAAGUAUUUAUUUGUGUAUUUAUUGAUUAUUUAUUUUUACCAUGUUAUUUAAGUCAAUGGUGUUUGAUUAGCUCAGUGGGUGAGCAAGCAUAUGGUGCUACUGGAGGCAAGGCUGGUCAGUAGGAAGUGUCAGUUCAUUCCAUGGCCACUGGUAAUCUAACGUAAUGAGUGGUUUUUUUUUUUUUUUUUUUUUUUUAGAGAUGGAGUCUUGCUCUGUCGCCUGGGCUGGAGUGCAGUGGAGUCAUCUCGACUUACUGCAACCUUCGCCUUCUGGGUUCAAGUGAUUCUCCUGCCUCAGCCUCCCAAGUAGCUGGGACUACAGGCGUGUGCCAUCAUGCCUGGCUACUUUUUGUAUUUUUAGUAGAGACGGGGUUUCACCAUAUUGGCCAGGCUGGUGUCGAACUCCUGACUUCAUGACCUGCCCGCCUCAGCUUCCCAAAGUGCUGGGAUUACAGGUGUGAGCCACCAUGCUCAGCCAUGAGUGGUCUUGAAAAUGGAAAAUGGUCUUGGCCACAGAAACCAGGCAUGAGGGAGUGGUUGGAAUGGUGUAAAGUCAUCACUGUUCAGGAAACAGUAACUUUAAGUGCAUAUUAACAGUGCAUCUUUAAAAAUGAAUGUCAUUUGGUUAAAGAGUUUUGCUGGGCAUUGAGAUAAUCUGUCAGCAUCUCCACUUCCUGUUUUUUUUCUUAAUUUCCACUUUUUUUUUUCCUAUGAUGAGUGCCCCUAAAAUGCUGGUGAGCUUCUUUCCAACAAAAUUGCAGUCAAAGUAGGAUGCUGGGGAAUGCUGAUUUUAGCAAGACUCGUAGAAAAGAGUGGCUUGGCACAUGAGCUUAAAAAAACAGAAAAAAAGCUGGCUCUUGAAUUUUGGCACAGUGCAACCUGUUCCAUACCAGAUAAAUGAACAGGCUUAAUGUGGUACCAAUUCUUUUUCUCUCUUACUCCUCAGAAAUGAAGGGACUGCAGAUAUUGUUUUGGGAACACUUUCAUGGGACUGUAUGUAGAUUUUUUUGAAUGGUGAGAAAUCUGAAUAAUUGGUAAGGGGAAGGGAAUCCCUCAUUUCAGCUUUUCUUGAUGUUGUUACUAAUAACUAUGAAAAAACUUCUGAGAGAACAAUGUGAACUGAAGAUGACUCAGCAGUUAAGAUGAUGCUAAGUUUUGAAACCACAGGUAAAUGAAGGGCUAAUGAAUGUGUGGUGUACUCAGACAAAAUGAAGUACUCAUUUGCACUGGAUUACUAUGUAAUGAUAACGAACACUGUUCAAGAAGGAUUUAUAUUUCCAUAAGAUUUGUACUAAAUUUUAUAAAAGUAAAACAACUUUUUAUA